AUGAAUUUCCUCAGCCUCGCCCUCAUCGUUGUCGUCUGUGCCGUGAGCAGCAGUUGGAGCCUUCCCGUGGAGUUGGAUACCGGCGCCAUCAGCCUGCUGGAUCUGGAGGCAGAACAACAACCGCUUGUAGAUGGGACAGAGGCCGAACGUGUGGCACGUGGACUGGGCGGCUUUGGCGGGCUCGGUGGCAAGUUUGGCGGCCUGGGAGGAGGACUGGGUGGGCUCAAGGGAGGAUUUGGCGGAGGACUGGGACACGGCUUUGGCGGCGGCUUCGGCGGACAUGGCUUUGGCGGCGGCUUCGGUAGCUUCAAAGGACUGUUUGACAAGAAAUUCCGAUAA
Drosophila persimilis is the source of this 339-nucleotide messenger RNA. Its product is annotated as glycine-rich cell wall structural protein 1. NCBI's taxonomy places the organism in Eukaryota, Metazoa, Arthropoda, Insecta, Diptera, Drosophilidae. The transcript has a single exon. The coding region runs from base 1 to 339 and encodes 112 amino acids. The record is from RefSeq and is a predicted model, not a curated record.